Fulvia fulva is the source of this 909-nucleotide messenger RNA. RefSeq names its product Splicing factor. Gene Ontology annotation, cellular component: U2-type catalytic step 1 spliceosome. NCBI's taxonomy places the organism in Eukaryota, Fungi, Ascomycota, Dothideomycetes, Mycosphaerellales, Mycosphaerellaceae. Bases 1 to 909 code for a protein of 302 amino acids. The record is from RefSeq and is a predicted model, not a curated record. Gene Ontology annotation, biological process: mRNA splicing, via spliceosome. The transcript has a single exon.
AUGUCCGAACGAAAAGUGCUCACCAAGUACUACCCACCGGACUUCGACCCCUCCAAGCUCGAGCGGCGACGAGGUCCCAAGCAGACAGGACCCAAGCAGCAGACAGUCCGUCUGAUGGCGCCCUUCAGCAUGCGAUGUACGUCCUGCGGCGAAUACAUCUACAAAGGUCGAAAGUUCAACUCGCGGAAGGAGACCACUGAGGAGAAAUACUACGCCAUCACCAUAUUCCGCUUCUACAUCCGAUGUACACGAUGUUCUGCAGAGAUCACUUUCAAGACGGACCCGAAGAACAUGGACUACACAUGCGAGCGAGGAGCCAAGCGGAACUUUGAGCCGUGGAGAGAGUCGAAGUUAGCCGAGGAGACGGAGGAGGAGAGGCUGGAUCGCAUACAGAAGGAGGAAGAUGAGAAGGAUGCGAUGAAAGAUUUGGAAAAGAAGACAAUUGAUGCGAAGACGGAGAUGGCUAUUGCAGAUGCGCUGGACGAUGUGAGACAUCGGAACGCUGCGAGAGCAAGGGCGGAGAUGGGAGGUGCAGCAGUGGUAGAGGCACCGGACAAAGUGGACGAGGAAGCAGAGAGAAUCGAAAGAGAGCUGGAGGAACAGGCUAGGAUGGCAUUUCAGAGCUCGACAGGAGAACGAGUGAGGCGAUUGGGAGACGAUGGUCUCGAAGACGAGACAGAGAGGGAAGCUGCAGACAGAAUCGCUAUGCCUCCGCCUGCUGUACCGUCAUUUGAGCGGCAGGUCAAGAAGAAGAAGGAGCCUGUCUCGUUACUGGGCAUCAAGAAGCCGCAGGUGAUUGAGAAGCCAGCGGUGCCAGCUGUGGCUACAGGACCUGUAUCUGCUGCACCUGCUGCUGCGCCCGCGGCUGGUCUAGGACUAGGCGCCUAUGAUUCGGACGACGAUGAUUGA